Molecule: messenger RNA, 2035 nt
Organism: Culex pipiens pallens (northern house mosquito)
Lineage: Eukaryota; Metazoa; Arthropoda; Insecta; Diptera; Culicidae
Exons: 7
Coding region: 250-1992 (580 amino acids)
Source: RefSeq, a predicted model, not a curated record
UGGCCCGCUCAAAGAUGGCGACGAUCUGAAAGCAGAGAAGAACGUCGUCAAAAGUUCCGUUCGUUUUCAACCAGAAAAUUCGCCGCUGCGUCGCAGGUUUCGAUUCCAAACCCGGGUUGUUUGCCGUGUUCGAAGUGUUCCGCUCAGUUUGCGCUGUUCAAAGAACGAGAUUAAGAACUUCCGGAAGCGCUAAAUCCGUAAAUCAAGCUCUAGAUUUUCAGUGCGUUUCGCGUUCGUUGUGCCGCGCGAAUGGACCGUAACAUGUCCAUGGCGGGUCGCCUAACGCGGCGAAGUCCGUCACCGUCGCGUGGUGGCGGCGGAGGCGGCGGUAGCAAGCUGCGCAUGGACCGGAAGCCCAGCCACGUCCGGAUUACCGAUCCGAGCCACCCGGCCGGCAAACGCAAGGAGAUCGAUAACGUGAUGCGCAAGGCACGGGCCUUCCCGAACGAAACCUGGGACAAGAAGUUGCUCGAAGCGGAAGAAAAAGACCCGAACCGUUGGCGUCACACGGGCUUCAAGAAGAUGUACAUCGAAGAGGACGCCAGCAGUUCCGAUUCCGAUGCCGGCCCGCAACGGCCACCUCCCGGCAGAUAUGGCAACGGCGGUGGUGGAGGUCCUGGACCAGGACGUCGCAGCCGUAGCCGAUCCCGUUCCCCAAUGAUGCGCCAUCGGCGCAGUCCCUCACCACUGCGUAAGCGACGCGUCCCGGUUUCGCCCUCUCCGCCACCGAUGCGUCGUCGACCAUCGCCAUCGCCACCUCCGGAGCGGAGACCGCCUCCCCCGAGGCCAAUGCGUCGGCCGUCGCCGCCGGAAUUUCGUCGCAAGUCCCCCGGGGGACACCCGAUGGGAUCGCCACCGCCACCUGGCCGCGGUCGCGGUCGAAUGUCUCCGUUGCCGCCACCGAGGGGACGCCCGAAGCGGCCACCAUCGCCGCCGCCGAAGAUGAACCGCUCCCCGUCCGUGAGCAGCUGCUCCGAGGAGUCCUGUUCCGGUUGCUCGAUGGACGAACGCCACCGUCGUCAUUCCCGUUCCCGUUCGUUGUCCGGUCCGCCGCCGCCGCCGCGAGCACGCGUCCGUGGGGCAUCGCCGCCGCCCCCCGCCCACCUCGGUAAGAUCCGCCGCCCGAUGAGUCCGCCGCCGACGGAUCCGCGCCGCAAGGAACCGCUGCCGAAGGUUCACCGCGUCGAUAAGGAUCCCCGCGACCGGCCAUCGCGUCCGAUUCCGCCGCCACCACAGCCGGAGCGUAUCCGGCGGCCGCAGACUCCCGAAAUGGACAAGGCCCCGCCGGUGAAGGUUCGCGUCCCGAAGCACAAAGUCGUGCCGGAAGAUCCGCGGCCGGCGAAGGUGCGCGCGCCCAAGCCGGCCCCGCCGGAAGCGGCAGCAUCCGCGCCGGUUGCCGCCACCAGCAAGAAGCACAAGGAAAAGGUCGUCGAGAAGCAGCUGCGAGCGCGCGUCAAGAUCGAGGGAGAGCCCAAACCUGUGCGCCGGCCCCGAUCGCCAUCGUCCGGUUCGGAAGACUCGUCCAGCAGUGAAAGUUCUCUGCCUCGGUUCACCGCGACCACUCGGUUGACCCUGUCGGAACGGUUCGGCAAGAUGGCCCAGUGGAGCGUCGAUCGGAGCAACAUGGAGAACAUGCGCAUCACCAAGAACAGCUCCGGCGGGGAUUUGAAGGUGAUGAUCGAGGAAGAAAUGGAGGCGCCGCCGCCGGUUCGGUUCACCUACUCGCCGGCCCCUGCUGGGCACUUCCCCGAGGAACUGAUGACCACCGGCCCGACCGGGCUGUCCUCGUGGGAUGACGUCCGCGUGCGGUACGAGUAUUACAAGGGCCGAGGCUACCUGCGGGAUCUGGAUCUGGAGGACUACGUCAAGUGGGAGGAGUGGUGGUACAAGUACCAGGAGUGGCUCAAGCAGGAGCGCUACUACGAGAUGUGGGAACGGUCCCGGAUGAACCGUCACCGCAAGAAAGUGCCCAUCGCACAGCGGUUGAACUAAAUCUUGAAUGUUUCUCACCCAUCUCUUCCCGUUUAGAAACAGA